AUGCAUCUCGUGGUUGGAGUAAGAGCAAUCGUUCUGUUUGCCUCAUCUGCUUCAGCAGCCCUAAUUGGAAGACAAUCUGGAACCACGAUAGCAACUUUGCCCAAUGACGCGUGGAUCGAAAGUAUAUUCGCUCGAUCAAAUGGCCAACUACUGCUGAGCCGCCUCGACACUCCCGAGCUAUGGACCCUUGACCCCUCGGCCAAGCAGACCUCCAAGCUCGCCGGCUUCCCUAAUGCUCUCGGACUGACUGGCAUCACCGAAAUCUCGCCAGAUGUCUUUGCCGUCGUCUCCGGAAACAUGACCGUAAAGGGGUCCAUUAGCUACACGCCGGGAACAUGGGGAGUCUGGAAGGUGGACCUGACCAGCUCGGACCCCAAAACCACAUUCGUGAAGCAGAUUCCCGAGGCCGGCUUCCUCAUCGGUGUGACUCCUUUCAACAACGAUACCGUCCUCGUCGCGGACGCGGGAAAAGGGUCGCUGUACCAACUGAGCAUCUCCACUGGCGCAUACAGCGUCGUUCUCUCAGACGCCACUAUGAAAGCCGCCUCGAACGCCCCCAUCGCAGAAGGCAUCCACGGGAUCAAGUACUCCAACGGAACCGUGUACUUUACUAACACGUUCGGGAACGGGUUCUACAAAGUCGCCAUCGACCCCACGACGGGAAAGAGUACAAGUUCCGUUACGCCCGUCUUAGCGUCGGUUACGAAUCCAGAAGACUUCGUGCUUGGCGCGGAUGGGUCGGCGUUCAUGGCGACGCUAAGUGCAGGUGUGAUCAAGGUAACGCCGGAUGGGAAGUCAAGUAGGGUUGUUUCGACUUCUUCGCCGUCUUCUUGUGCGUUUGGCAGGGGGGCGGGGGAUAAGGGGACUUUGUAUAUCUCGACCAGUAGUGGGACGGUAUCUUCUAUUGAUGCUAGGUAG
Molecule: messenger RNA, 918 nt
Organism: Pseudomassariella vexata
Lineage: Eukaryota; Fungi; Ascomycota; Sordariomycetes; Amphisphaeriales; Pseudomassariaceae
Exons: 1
Coding region: 1-918 (305 amino acids)
Source: RefSeq, a predicted model, not a curated record